GGGUAAUCUGAUGGUCCAUCAGAACCUCGCUUCAUCCCUAAAAAGAUGGAGCCUUCGGGCGAGGAGCCGAAUGAUGAUGCAAAGGCGUCCAGCAAUGCGGAGUCUGUUGAGGACUAUGAAACCUUGAAAUAUCAACUGCUGGGACCGUCUUUGACCAAAGCGGGUCAGGAUGCCGUGGACCAGCGAAAGGUCUCGGAGAUCAUUUAUAAUGCCUCCAAAGGAUCCAAAUUCUUCAAUCAUGAGCAAAACCGAGACAAGGUCUUGACAGUCAAGAUUGAACGCAUUCUGAAAGAGAAAGCCCGUCUCGAGAAACUAGAUCUGUCGGCUGAUCUGCGACGCGCCGACCAGCUUCUUGCUGAGCUAGAACUGACGCGAGAUCUGUCGCAGCAUGUUGUUCACGUCGACUGUGAUGCUUUCUUUGCUGCAGUGGAAGAGCUCGACCGUCCAGAAUUGAAGACUGUCCCUAUGGCGGUCGGCAAGGGCGUGCUGACGACCUGCAACUAUGAGGCGCGGAAGUUCGGCUGUCGGAGCGGCAUGGCAUCGUUCGUGGCGAAGAAGCUGUGUCCUCAGCUGAUCUGUUUGCCUCAGAACUACGAAAAGUAUACUGCAAAGGCAAAGGAGAUCCGCGCCAUCUUCGCACAAUAUGAUCCUACAUUCGAGAGCGCUAGUAUUGACGAGGCUUAUCUCAAUCUGACUGCAUAUUGUACCGAAAAUGAGCUUGAUCCCGAGGAGGCGGUCCAGCGCAUGCGGGCAGAGGUCUUGGAAAAGACCAAGAUUUCGGUCUCUGCUGGCAUUGCGGCAAAUGCAAAAAUAGCCAAGAUCGCAUCCAACAAGAAUAAGCCGAACGGCCAAUUUUGCGUACCUAACGAGAGAGAAGCGAUCAUGAAGUUCAUGGAGGAGCUACCCGUCCGCAAGGUGAACGGUGUUGGUCGUGUCUUCGAACGUGAACUUGAUGCGAUCGGUAUUAAAACAUGCGGCGACAUUUAUCCGCAGCGUGCCAUUUUGACCAGGUUAUUCGGAGAAAAAGCGUUUCAUUUCUUGGUGCAAUGCUACCUUGGCUUAGGUAGAACGAAAAUACAGCCGGUGGAGAACUAUGAGCGCAAGAGUGUGGGAACUGAGAGGACGUUCCACGAGAUCGGGAAUAAAGAGGAGUUCAGAGCCAAGCUGUGGUCGAUAGCCGAGGAGCUUGAGAAAGAUCUGGCGCGAACUGAGUUCAAGGGGCGUACACUGGUUCUCAAAGUUAAGCUCGCUACAUUUGAGGUGUUGUCACGACAAUGCCAGCCUCCACGGGCGGUCUCGACUGCCAAAGAUCUGUAUGCGUUCUCACUUCCGAUGCUGGAGAAGCUUGAAAAGGAAAUGCCUGAUCUGAAAAUGCGCCUCCUUGGUCUCCGGUGCACCAACCUCGUGAGCACGAAGAAAGUUGGGAUCGAGCUCUUCGGCUUCACUUCGCGGCCGAAGCCUGCUUCAGACAUGUCGACCGAUCCUCCGGUUGAACAGGAGAUCGAGACAGAGGAGGCCUUUGAGAAAGCGGCACGGGAGGAACUACAAGAGGAGCUCGAUGAUUUGGAGAAGCUGAGCCAGGAGGUAUCCGAGGCCACAGAAUCGAAGCAGGAUGAGGAAGGAGUGGAUGCAUCACAGCCUGUAUAUUGGGAUUGCCCGAUUUGUUCUCGACCUCAGGUGGCGGAAGAUCGUGCAUUCAAUGACCAUGUGGACUACUGCCUAUCAAGGCAGACGAUCAAGGAGGCUGUCCAAGGUGCCUCGAGUGAUGCUCCGCCUGAGCCUCUGGCUGCAUCGAAGACACGUAAGCGAAGAGCGACGGAAUCACCGGAUCCGCGACAGAAACGGUUGUUCUUUUCGUGAUGACUUCUCUAUAGUCCACAGUAUACUAGUUCCCGCAGAGCCGGGCUCGUCUUGCAGCCCAGGUCAACUUGCAGGAGUAGGUACCGUCAGUCUACUUCGAAUAUUCUCAGAGCGAUUAACGGCAUGGCAGCCGCUCUGCAACUCACAUCCCGCACUCGAUGCCGGCCACGGUGGCAUUGCGUCUGACACCGACAUGACAGACGCUUCCAGUCUUUCGGGAAAGAAGUGAUCAAUCAGAUCUACAUGAUCUGAUCACGAGAAACAACCAUCCAUUCCCAACGGUCAAUACCUACCCGUUUUCGCGACCUCCUUCAUAAGGAGCUUCUCGGUUAUAAAAUUCACUAUGUGCAGCUUGUUUAUAAUGUUGGAAUUCACGAUAGCUUUACCAUCGCAGGCUUGUAUAUCGGAGAGAACGAUAGAACCUUAUCAUCACUGCUAUCUACUAAAUGACAGAUCAACCAUCGGGUACCUGGCGUUGAUGAAGAAAUAUAUCAUUGCCAAUAAUAUCGCUGUAAGGCAGUAUUGCAUGCAUGAAGGGGUUGUUGUUUAUGCUGCAUCGAUUAAUUGUUGGCUGGCACCCAGCCAGACGGUUCUAUUAAUAGGUUAAUUAAGGGUUAGUUA
Molecule: messenger RNA, 2481 nt
Organism: Aspergillus welwitschiae
Lineage: Eukaryota; Fungi; Ascomycota; Eurotiomycetes; Eurotiales; Aspergillaceae
Product: DNA/RNA polymerase
Exons: 2
Coding region: 46-1860 (604 amino acids)
Biological process (GO): error-prone translesion synthesis
Cellular component (GO): nucleus
Molecular function (GO): DNA-directed DNA polymerase activity; damaged DNA binding
Source: RefSeq, a predicted model, not a curated record